AAACAUAAGUGAGGAGACCUGAUUCAAAUUAAAAAAGAACCUCUAGGAUGGUACCCUCGGCCGCCUAUGACGGAGGACUUUUUUCCUCUUCUCUUAAGAAUUUAUCUGAUAGGAACAGGCUAAACAAAAAGAAAAGGGGCUGUUUUUCGUCGGAAUAGGGGCCUGUUGACACAAUCCCAUUUCUUUCUCCCUAUUUUUCCCAUGUAUUUCUUGGAAAAACCAAGGCAAUUGAAUUGAAUUAGCAAGUCUCCAGACUGAUUUACUGGAGCAGGAGAAGUCACAUCACUGAAUCAAUCAUGCCUCAACUAGAUCAAUUCACUUAUUUCACACAAUUCUUCUGGUCAUGCCUUUUCGUCUUUACUUUCUAUAUUGCCAUAUGCAAUGAUGGAGAUGGACUACUUGGGAUCAGCAGAAUUCUAAAACUACGUAACCAACUGCUUUCACACCGUACGAACAACAUCCGGAGCAAGGAGCCCAACAGUUUGGAAGAUAUCUUGAGAAAAGGUUUUAGCACCGGUCUAUCCUAUAUGUACUCCAGUUUAUUCGAAGUCUCCCAAUGGUGUAAGGCCAUCGACUUAUUGGGAAAAAGGAGGAAGAUCACUUUGAUCUCUUGUUUCGGAGAAAUCAGUGGCUCACGAGGAAUGGAAAGGAACAUCUUCUAUUUGAUCUCGAAGUCCUCAUAUAGCACUUCUUCCAAUCCUGGAUGGGGGAUCACUUGUAGGAAUGACAUAAUGCUAAUCCAUGUUCCACACGGCCAAGGAAGCAUCGGUUUUUAAUCUCAUUAUGACUUGGUCGUUCAGAAGAGAUUCUUUCUCGAUCAGAAUAGUGGAAUGGAAGGCACUACAAGAAAGAUAUACUCCU
Molecule: messenger RNA, 861 nt
Organism: Lactuca sativa (garden lettuce)
Lineage: Eukaryota; Viridiplantae; Streptophyta; Magnoliopsida; Asterales; Asteraceae
Source: RefSeq, a predicted model, not a curated record